Molecule: messenger RNA, 501 nt
Organism: Heterobasidion irregulare TC 32-1
Lineage: Eukaryota; Fungi; Basidiomycota; Agaricomycetes; Russulales; Bondarzewiaceae
Exons: 1
Coding region: 1-501 (166 amino acids)
Source: RefSeq, a predicted model, not a curated record
AUGUCGGAUAAAGGAAAUAAGCCGAAAGACUUCAAUGGCACGAGGUCAAAAUACAAAGAAUGGAUCUACGAAUGUCACAUGUACAUUCUAACCAACCCAACCAAGUAUGACACCGACAAGGAUAAAACCUUAAUGGUAUUAUCAUACAUGAGAGAAGGAACGGCAUCGCUCUUUGCCCAGAAAUAUUACUUCGACAGGGAACUUCGAGAAUACAAAGCAACGGAAACCAAAAAAACAUGGGGAACGUUCAAAGACUUCUUAAAAGAAUUAGCCGCCACAUUCAAAGAUGAAAGUCUCGAACAGAAGGCAAGACAGAAACUAUUUACGAUGAGAAUGGGAAAACGAUUAGCAGACGAGUUCGUCACGGACUACCUCAUGACAGCGGGAGAAAGCGGAUUCGAUCUCAAAUCCACCGUCAAUUAUUUCCGCCGAGCCAUACACCCGGAGAUUCUCAAACAAAUCUACAGACUCCCUGAUAUGCCAACGACCAUGGACGAUUAG